This is a messenger RNA of Dermacentor silvarum, 4845 nucleotides long. Its product is annotated as leucine-rich repeat-containing protein let-4. Gene Ontology annotation, molecular function: protein binding. The record is from RefSeq and is a predicted model, not a curated record. Lineage: Eukaryota; Metazoa; Arthropoda; Arachnida; Ixodida; Ixodidae. Bases 148 to 2760 code for a protein of 870 amino acids. The transcript has 4 exons.
GCCGCGCCAGAGAACCAGUCGGCCAGAAGGAGGCCCCCGCCGUACAGCCAUCGUGCCGCUCUUGCCCAAAGGAUUAAACACCUCGCCGGCCCCUACGCUGCCCUCCGUACCACCCGGCCGCCCGGAAGCACCAGAGGCUGAGCAGCCAUGAGGCUGCUGCUGCUGAGCGCCGUGGCCGCGCUACUCGCGCUGCCUGGCGCGCUGGCCAAGUGUCCCUGGUCGCGGGACUUGGUCGACCUGCACGCUGACUGCAUCUGCGCCUACAGCAGCACACAGCGCCUGUCCGUCCAGUGCAGCCCAGUGAACUUCGCGCGACUCAUGAACGCGCUGCACGCAUCGGCACAGAACGUGCCCAUCGAUCUGCUCCAUAUCAACAACAGCACGGUAGAGGCGCUGCCGGACGGCGCGUUCGCCAAGCUGGACAUCCAGUCACUGCACCUGGCGCGCUGCCAGUUGCGCCAAGUGUCCGAGCGAGCGCUGCAGGGACUCGAGAACAGCCUGGCCAGCCUCAGCUUGCCCGACAAUCGGCUCGAGGAGGUUCCUGUGGCGGCCCUGCGACGCCUGGCCUCGCUCCGCCAGCUGGACUUGUCCAGCAACGCCAUCCGGCAUGUACCCGACGGGGCGUUCACUGGCCUGCCACUCAACACGCUCAAGUUGGCCGACAACGAGUUGAACAUCGCGGACGACGCAUUCGCUGGCCUCCAGGACUCGCUAAAGAACCUCAACCUCAAGGGCACCGGCCAGGAGCGCGUGCCGCGCGCGGCCGCCCAGCUGACCUCGCUCGCCUUCCUGGACCUGGCGCAGAACAAGAUUGCAAGCCUGGCACCCGAGGACCUUAGCGGCAUGCACACGCUCACCGCACUCAACCUGGAGCGCAACCGCAUCGUCAAGAUUGACGCAGAUGCAUUCGCCGGCAUCAAUGACACACUCAGUUCGCUCUCGCUGCUUAACAACCUGCUCGUCGAGUUUCCCGGCCAGGCUCUCGCAACGCUCACCGAACUUCGGGUUCUUGACCUGGGGUUUAAUGGAAUUCGGAACCUCCCGGAUGAUGCCUUUGCAAACAACCCUUUCCUGACACUCCUGGCUCUGGAUGGAAAUCCCAUGGCAACUAUACCAUUGGAACCUUUCCGGCACCUCAACACUACUCUCAGGGGAAUCAGCAUAGGAGGACCCUACCUCGAGUGUGACUGCAGGAUGCGAUGGAUUGCAGAGUGGAUAGCAAACAAAGACCUUCAAGUAACAAGCCGCGAGCGGAACCCUCAAUACUGUGGAAAGCCUGACCACCUCAAGCGACGGACAUUUGCAAAAAUUGAGCCCUCCGAGUUUAUAUGCAAUGCUUCAACAACAACACCACCACCUCCAACAACGACAACAACAAUAACAACAACAACUCCUGUUACGACCACAACAGAAAAUGAGCCCGUGAUCCCAACCAGCACGAAACCUCCUACCACAACAAGCAGCACUACAAUGAUGACAACAACUACUACUAGUACUACUACUUCUACUACGACGCCUUCAGUGGAGCCAGAAAUUACUUCAACUACAGUUCCUGAACCUACAAGUGUUCACAUCAAUGAGCUGCUCGUUGCAGAAACUACCACAUUCAGAGAGCCGUUUGUGUCUUUGAGUGAGUCAGCUCCUGACGUCAUCACAUAUGCUCCGGAGCAAACAGAUGCACCAGCGCCUUCUCAAAGACAUGCCAGCAACAAACAUGUUCGACCCCUACUAUCAUCACCAAGAAAUCAAGACACUCAGGCACCAUCCAGCAAAGUUCCAUUAGUUCCAUACAUUGUGAAUGCUCAGAGGAAGGAUUCUGCAGUCACUAUUGAAUGGCAAAGUGAUGGCGAGUCUCCUUUAGGUUUCCAGGUAGUUUACCGAUUGUUCGGAGAAAAGAUUUAUCGUCAUGGCCCUACAUUGCGACCAGAUCAGAGGAAGUACACAAUGCAAAGUCUGCCUACAAAUGAGUGCCUUGUGGUGUGCAUUGUAAACCUACAAGAUGCGCAAGACAUUAAUAUAGACGACAUCCUACCAUCCCGGUGCAAGGAGCUCAAGCUAGAACGCUAUGUAAUUGCCCAUUUAGACAAAAUCAUCAUUGCAUCUUCAGCAGCUGUGUGUGGCAUCAUCAUACUGGCUGUCAUAAUCUUUCUUUGUUGCUGGCGCAAGAAGCAGGGCCGUAGCAGUGGCCCCAAAUCUCGCCUGCCAUUGCCAACGUCGACUGUUCAUCCAACCAUCAAGCCAACAGAUGAGUGGGAGACCGUCUCCAUGUACAGCAGCCGCAGCAUUCCUCGGGCACGCAUGUACCACAUGGACAAUGCUAAUGGCUCUGUCAACCAGAGCUUUGUCAUGGAUGACAACCGCUCCCACAUUUCCCAUUUCUCACACAUGCCCAAUGGCUACUCUUCCAAGGCCCGCUCUACAGCUGAUGGCCAGUCUCACAGAUCCUACUCUCAAAUGUCUAACAAGUACCGUGGCCUUGGCAACCCAGAAGUCCGCAAGUCACAGCAGUCCUUAUCAGCUUUGUCGGGAACUCAUUCUUUUCUUGAUGCUCAUGUAGGGCCAACAACGCGACCACUUCCCAAUGGCAAAAAAAGAGUGCUGCACAAUGGCCGACUUGCAUCAGCCAGUUCCAUGCACUCACUUAAUGAGUAUGACUCAGACUGGAAUGCACGGACAGAAAACUGGAAAGACAAUGAAGUGGACAUAUACGUAGGGCAGAGUCAUGUGGCACCUUCUCACAACAAGUACCACCACCGAUAGGACACUUGCCCCAGCUUGUGCAGCUAUGGCAUCAGAGUGCUCAUAUCACCACUAGUGCAAGGUGUUUAUGUCAGCGUGCAAGCAAUUGGUUUUCUGCCAUGCAAGACAGCACUUGUCUUUUGUGGUGCUCCAUAAUGGCUGUUCAUUGCAACUGCAAGUUUUCUGCCUGUAUGAAAUGUUGUCAGUGAAGUGCCAAAAACAGGAGUAUUGCUGAGGGACUUCUGCAACUGUGUUCUGAGCUACGCGGCUGAACUAUCAGAGCGCUGGGGACUUUUCUGCUGUUCAGUGUAAAGUUAAGGUGAACUCAGGAGUGCAGACAUGCACAACCUACCACAUUCACACUGCACAGCAGUAUGUUCAAAAAGGACUAUGCUUUAUACAGUAUAUAGAUUAAAAUACUGUUUAGUGUUGCCAUUGCAUUGCGACUCACACACACUACAAGACAGAAAAGGUGAAACAGAAAACGUUGAUAAUGCAUUCUUUACAUAUUUCUUUAUGCAGAUUUGUUUGAAGGGCCAGAAAAGGAGAUAAGUGACCUUUACUAAUACAUCCACAACUGUCCAUUUCACCAUGCAGUAAUUAAAAAAUUGCUAUGUUGUUGGUAAGCCAAUAUCGAUAAUAAGCAGGAACAAUCAUAAGUAGGGGUGUGCGAAUACUCGAAACUUUUAAAUAAUGCAUCGAAUAUUGUCCUAUUCGAUUUGGUCCUUGAAUCGAAUAGUAACAAUUCGAUUUGGUCCUUGAAUCGAAUAGUAACAAUUCGAAAAUUCACAUAAAAUUCAUAUAAUUCAUAUAUAUUCAAGUUUUUGAUUACUUCACAUCAUCGAGUGUACACAAUCAAACAUGAAAUUUAAGCAAAAAUACGAUAAAUUUCAUCCCAUCUACAGUGUGGACAUAAGGUACAAAAGCACGCUGCAUCUCUCAGACAGCCACACUUUUCUGACAAAACACAAUCACUCGCUAUAUCUUGUUUAUAUACAGCAUUUGGCAGUGGGCACUGUUCGGUAAUAUUUAUGGAUGCAGCAGAUUACACCCAUUUCUGAUUUGGUCGCAAAUGUAUAUGCAGAUAUUAACUUCAUAUGAUAAUCCAUAACGGUGUAUCUGAAGAGUUUGGGUUUCCAAACAAGAGCUUAUAGUUGUUCCUAAUAUUCCCUUUGUGCUUUUAAUAAAGUAGGCUGAAUAAUGUGCAGUGCAAUGAUAGAAACUUUCUAAUGUUGUGAAUACCAAGAUGUGAAAAUUGUUUGAUAUUAAUGGCGAGAAGGCUGUGCAUUAUUAGAAAAAUAUCCUAUUCCAUUUGCUUUUCACAUUAUUUGAUUCAUAUUCAAUUCGGUCUCCAAAACUACUAUUCGCACACCCUUAAUCAUAAGUAAUGUUCUAAACUGUACAAGUAUUUCCCAGAUUCAUAUACCAUUCAGCACAGCAAUCAUUUCACUUCAGAUCAGUUUAUUUAAAAUAUUAAGAAAUGGCACUGUAGAUUGUAGGGAGACAUGCUAGAAUAACACAUAUCAUAAUUGCAUAUAUGUACAGCUGUGUGUUGCAAACACAGAUAACUAGUUAAUACUCUAAUGAUGAUUAUUCAAUGCUUUUUAUCAUACAUUUUCAUCUAUAAAAAAUGACAUUAUUCAUCCUGUAUAAAGUCUUUUGUGCCUGAGCAAUAUACUUUUCCAACCUGGUUAAAAAGGUUGCCUUGCUAUCACAUGCAAAAUGCAAAGCAAGCACUCUUUAUGGACAUUACCACUUCAUAGAAUCUGUCUCCAAGAGUACCUUAAGAAUAGGAUGAGAAUAGUAUGGACAGCAUGCUAGCCAAGCUGAACUUAUGAAUAAUGACCCUAUCCUAUGAGAAGAGGCUCAAAAAGACCAUGUCAUGGCAAGAGCCUACAACUUGCACAAGAAAUGACUUGCUUAGCUGCUUGAAACCUUCCAUUAGCCUUUCAAGUAUCCAAACCCCAUUUGAAAAAAAAAAAAAAAAGAAAGAAAGAAAGAAAGAAAAAGUUGAUAAAUGGCAAAUGUAAUGCCAUUAGCUGCUCUUUCCAUUUCUCAACUAUGUCAACAGAACUUUGUGCUUUGUAAAUAAAUUCAUAAACAUUU